CGCUUGAUCAGCAACGAUUCCACUUAUGACGCGCGCUCAUUCGCAUUGUUGUCAACAAUUGCUACACGUCUCCGCAACCGCGCAGCUGCUCGUUCAAAAAUGGAUCAAUCGAAAGAUUAUUUUGUUGUUGCCCAAACUAAGGAGGCGGGGAAGCAUGUUCUCACCGCAGUUCCGUGUCGAUGGAUCCGAGACGGGUGUCUCUUUUGGCCUGGCAAAAAUGCGAACAAAUUGAGAAAGAAUCUCACCUCAGAACCAAGCGCCGGUUGGAGUAAGAUUGCGUGCAGCAUCAAAAGGAAGUACAUCCCGUCCUACGAGGAAGCGGAGGCAGAAGCCGCCGAGCUUUCCGGACAAAAUACGGAGAGUUCCGAUGCAGCACCGCGGAGGAAGAAACAAAAAAGAGCGACGAAAGAUGACACAAGCCGCCGAUUUGAUUUUAAUCAUCUAGUUCCCGGCGAGGCUCCUGGAGACGGUAUGUUUUUGUGUGUUGUUUUACCUUUCUUAUGCUACACAUUGAAAAUUCACUUUCCAGGAAAUUCGAGUACCUUCAGCACGACAAGCAACCUGCUCUGCAGCACCGAGCCGGAACCUACCGGAACAGAAAUGAACACCCAAGUCGUCGGUGAAGCUCAAAACCAACCUGGUCCAUCUCACAACUUUCUCUGCACUGCAAAUGCAAAUCCGGUGGAAAACGCCUUCUCCACACAGCCGGUUCCCGACCAGCCCGUUUAUGUUACGACAGUUCCUCUUCCCGAAUCAGCACAACACGCAUCGGAUGAAAUUCAGGCGAUUGCGACGGAGGGAGAAUACGUGUAUUUCCAACAGCCAACUAUUGACGUGGACUACAUCGUUAGGGCCGUGACGGACAAAAUCGAGGCGGAAUGCUCCAAAAUGAAGCAGGAAAUACUCGCGGCUGUUGGGUCUAUGAUGGCAACGUUAAAAAGCGACAUGGACGUUAAAAUUGCAGCGGCUUUGCGUGCGCAAGGAAACCCGUCUGACGAGAAUGAUGACUUCAAAUUCUCUCCAGUGUCAAGCAUCGAAGCUAUCCAUGAGCUGGAGAAGCAUCUGGCAGAUGAAACCUACGCAAAGCGUUUCACUUCUUACAUGAAAAAGAUCGUCGGAUUUGUUGGUGACAACUGCAACGGGAUGAACAUUUCGUACACGCUGGUGGAUCAUUUUUUCGAACGAAGUGUCAUGAUGAAAUGUUCGUGGAGUGGCGCUAGUCGCAGUUCUGCCAUCAAAUUGGCAAUCAAAAACUGUAGCAAUAUCCUGGACACAUUCUUCGCAAUCGUUCGUAGUGUGAAUAUGACUUUCUCCAGGCAGCUUCUUGAGCAUUUCUUCAAACAAGUAACAAGGAAUGCCAAGAAGAGAAGCGAAGCCAAAGGUUUGCGCCAACCAACCAUACAUCGAAGGGCAAAACGAUCUAACAAAGCGCAAGUUAAAGGUAAUUUUUACAGAUCAAAUUCUAUUACAAUUGAUUAAAUUUUUGCUUUUUUUUCAGCGGCUGUUGCUUCGAAUCAAAGUUGCGGAAGUGGCAGAACACCAUCGACGACAGACGAUGAUUCACAAUCAAGUAAAUCAUCCAACAGUGAAAUGUCGGACAGCGAGAUGCUAAUCAGCAAGGUGGAAAAUUGUGAGCCUGACAUC
This is a messenger RNA of Aedes albopictus (Asian tiger mosquito), 1644 nucleotides long. RefSeq lists its product as uncharacterized. The coding region runs from base 100 to 1479 and encodes 459 amino acids. The record is from RefSeq and is a predicted model, not a curated record. NCBI's taxonomy places the organism in Eukaryota, Metazoa, Arthropoda, Insecta, Diptera, Culicidae. The transcript is spliced from 4 exons.